UCUCUUUAUAUUGUUUUAGAUUUUUGAACAAUUACAAUGACGGAACCUGGAUUGUCAUUUGAUGAAGAAUUACCUUCACCAGAUAUAUUCAACGAUGUAGACAACACCAUAAGUAACCAUGAAUUUUCUGAUGAUUCUAGCUCAAUGUCCAUUGAUAUUAACGAACCAGAAUCUUUUGAUAACAUACCCGAGUGGAAAGGCUUGAGCAUGGACGAGAUUUAUAAGGGUUUAGGAGUAUAUGGUUGCCAGGAGCUCCGUCCCAUUUCUCCUUCUUCUUCUCAUAUAGUAUUAAUAUCGUUACCAUUGCCUGUACAUGGAGUACCAAAGCCUUAUCCUUCACAUCAAAUAGAUAAAUGGUGUCAGGAUUAUGUACGAAUGCCACAUUCGAAGCACAGUGUAUAUCCAAUAGAUCAGAAUGGAACUCGACGUUGUCGUAAUAGGUGGGAAAUAAUACAGGAAUCAUUACUUCAGAAUUUUGUAUCAACACAGCAACUGGAAACUGCAAUACUUUCUUAUAAUCACAUAUAUGCACAACGUUGGGAUUUCGCAGCAUUACAUCAUUUUUUUUCUGAGGUGGUUGAUGAAGACGAAACAAAUAUUUUUUUUGAAGUACUCGUGCCAAAGAUGGUUCAACUUGCUUUGCAACUUCCUGUUUUGGUAACUGGGCCAGUGCCUCUUUUAAAACGUCAUACUAAUAGCACAAUCAGCCUUAGUCAGUUACAAAUAGCCUCUUUAUUAGCUAAUGCUUUCUUGUGUACAUUUCCGAGACGAAAUUCAACUAAUCCACAGUCUGAAUAUGGAACAUACCCAUAUAUUAACUUCAAUAGGUUGUUUUCAGCAUAUAAGAAGGAAAAGUGGAAUAGAUGUGAAUCAGUAAUGGAGAAAUUGAAAUGUAUAUUUCAUUACUUUAGAAGGGUAACAUCGAAAGCCCCUGAAGGUGUAGUAACAAUACAACGACGAUAUAUUUCGAAGUCGGAUUGUCCAAAAUGGAACGAACAAGUACAAAAAUUGCCGCCUUUGCACAUAACAAGUAAAGGAACAAUCGAAACGGAAGGAGCUGGACUCUUACAAGUGGACUUUGCAAACAAAUAUGUAGGUGGUGGUGUUCUUGGUUUAGGGUGUGUACAAGAAGAAAUAAGAUUUGUAAUCUGUCCGGAAUUACUGGUAACGAUGCUUGUUACGGAAGAAUUAGAUAAUACCGAAGCGUUAGUUAUCAGUGGUAUCGAGCGGUACAGCAAAUAUAAGGGUUAUAGUAACACUUUCAAGUGGAUGGGAGACUUCGUUGAUGAAACACCUAGAGACAGCAGUGGAAGACGACUGACAACUAUUGUGGCGAUCGAUGCUCUUUAUUUCAAGCAACCUCAGUCACAGUUCAGCAUAAGCAACAUAACAAGAGAACUGAAUAAGGCGUAUGUAGGAUUUGUUGGCUGUGAAAGUAACAAAAAUAAUUUGCCUGCAAUCGCGACCGGAAAUUGGGGAUGCGGCGCUUUUCGAGGGAAUCCAAAACUGAAAGCAUUAUUGCAACUAAUGGCUGCAGCUGUUGCGGGUCGAUCCGUAGUUUAUUUCACUUUUGGAGAUACAAAUUUACUAAACGAUAUAGCUGAGAUGUAUUCGCAUUUUGUAAAACACGAGACGAACAUAGCCCAUAUAUUUUCUUUGCUGUCACAGUAUCAAGAACUCGCUACUACUGGGAAUAUGGAUUUCUACAAAUUCUUGUAUAACCGAAGUAAAGUGAAGCCUUUGACGCAAUACCUACAUAAGCCAUUGCAAACAAAAACUUCUACUGUGAAGGAAGUUGCUUUUAAAAGAAGUAAAAGCGUCAGUAUAGAUAACAGAAGAUCUUUCCAUUCGGAUGGUAAGUAUCAACAAACGGAAGAAGAGAGAAUACAAGGAUGGUUGGCUGGUUACGAAGAAGAUAUAAAUAAGAAGAGAACAGAAAACGUAACUGAACAUUACACAGAAGUGAAAAAUGUGGUGGGAAAAGAACAGAAUCAGGAUAGAGAUAGUAUGGAGAAAAGUGUGAACAAAUUCAAGAUAAAGAUAGCACGGAGAAAAGAAGAAAACAGUCUUUGUGGAAAAUUUUAGAGGAUUCAGUACAGACUAAACCAAUUUAUGAACAUCGAUUGACAGGUCUCGAAUUGUUGGAUUCAAAGC
Molecule: messenger RNA, 2154 nt
Organism: Dufourea novaeangliae
Lineage: Eukaryota; Metazoa; Arthropoda; Insecta; Hymenoptera; Halictidae
Product: poly(ADP-ribose) glycohydrolase-like
Biological process (GO): nucleotide-sugar metabolic process; carbohydrate metabolic process; ATP generation from poly-ADP-D-ribose
Cellular component (GO): nucleus; cytoplasm
Molecular function (GO): poly(ADP-ribose) glycohydrolase activity
Source: RefSeq, a predicted model, not a curated record